AUUGCGCCUUAUUUCGAUCGCUCUAGCUGUCUUUCUCUGUUCUGCCAUUUUGAGCUGAGCAGCGAACUACCCGAAGUUCAAAUUUCUGAAAAGUUUGAAUUUUGUGGUUUAGAGUUCUUCUAUGGUUAUGGUCGACGCUGGAUCGACGAUCGUCAUGGCCACUUCGCCGUUGAAAAAGAUCGAACACGCCCACCAGCUGUACCGCGAUGGACGGUAUGGCGACGCGCUAGGUUUCUACACGGAGGCUAUUGGGAUGGCUAAGACUAAGGCUCAAAAGAUCGCUUUGCAUAGCAAUAGAGCUGCCUGUUAUCUGAAGCUUCACGAUUUCAAGAAGGCUGCAGAAGAAUGUACCUCAGUGCUUGAGCUAGAUCACAAGCACAGUGGAGCUUUGAUGCUGCGGGCUCAAACAUUAGUCACCCUUAAGGAGUACCAUUCAGCACUUUUUGAUGUCAAUCGACUGUUAGAGUUGGAUCCAUCCUCAGAGGUGUAUCAAAAUCUUCAAGCUCGCUUAAGGACGCAAUUGUCACUUGCUCCAAUACCAGAGUCAGAAGAGGAGUUUGAAGAACAGGGAUAUGAAGAAGAGGUGACAGUAAAAGAAAACAAUAAAUGGGAAAAAUCCCAAGAGAAUGAUGUUGGGAGAGAUCAUAAAGAUGAGCUUGCCAAGGCUACUAUUAAUACUGAAAUAGACGAGAAGUCAUCAUCUGAACAAGGAAUAGACCAAAACUCUGAGCCAAAAACUUCCACACCAGAGACGAUUGCCAAAGCACCACAGGAGGAACCAGCGGAGCAACAUUCCAAAGCAUGGCAAUCGAUUCCAAAACCGAAAGGGCAUUCAACUUUAAACUAUGCACGAUGGGACAGUGUUGAAGACGAUUCUAGUGAAGAUGACGACGACGAUGAUGAAGAUGAAGAAGAAUCUCAACCCCAGUACCGAUUUCGUGUAAGAACCAUAGGUGUACGAUCGGUAAAGUGAGAAUAGCCUAAGACU
Neltuma alba is the source of this 988-nucleotide messenger RNA. Its product is annotated as protein unc-45 homolog A-like. The transcript is spliced from 3 exons. Lineage: Eukaryota; Viridiplantae; Streptophyta; Magnoliopsida; Fabales; Fabaceae. Gene Ontology annotation, molecular function: protein binding. The coding region runs from base 122 to 973 and encodes 283 amino acids. The record is from RefSeq and is a predicted model, not a curated record.